Molecule: messenger RNA, 531 nt
Organism: Tribolium madens (black flour beetle)
Lineage: Eukaryota; Metazoa; Arthropoda; Insecta; Coleoptera; Tenebrionidae
Exons: 4
Coding region: 91-423 (110 amino acids)
Source: RefSeq, a predicted model, not a curated record
UAUAACUCGUAGAAGUAGUCGGCUGUAUAGAUAGUAGUGUCAAAGAAAAUUUUCGAGGCCUAAAUUUUUCAGUUAUUGUUUGGUUUGAAGAUGGAGAGUCCAAAACUUGUUGCAAUAUUUUUUGUUAUUAUGGUUUGCUUGCAAGUCGAGGGAUGGGUAGCCAUUAUUGUAUCGAGUCCUGGAAAAAAAACAGGGGGCUGUUAUACGGAAAAGUAUAAUUUGGGAGAAAUGAAAGUGGGAGAAGAAAAGCCUGUCCCAGGUACAUGUGCCCAAGCAACGUGUACAAAUGAUGGAAUUAUCAACUUGGAAGGAUGCAGUAAAGUUGUCGCCGAACCUCCAUGUUACUUAACUGACGGCGAUCUCUCGAAGCCUUUUCCUCACUGUUGUCAAGAAAUGCAUUGUAAAGAAGAAAAUGAGAUAUAAUAUAUCUAUUUUGCCAAUCUAGUUGCUGUGUACUAAAGAAAAGUUAAAUUUCUGUAUUUGUAUAAUGCGGACACUGUUGAUUGGAAUAAAAACUACAAUUAAAGUGGA